AUGUCUGUGAAGGUAGCAGACUUGAACCAAACGAUCGCGCAUGUUGAGGCAGCUGUUCAACUAAAGGAUACGCAAUUGGAAGGCUUGCAACGGGAUAACGAACGGUUAUCAUCAGAAUUGAAAAAGCAACAGAGAUGCAACAGAAAUCUAAAACGUAGGUGCACAUGCCCAGUGUUUUAAUGAUGCUAUUAAAAAAUUUUACUUCGAUGUGUUAAACAAAAUGAAUCGACUUUAAUUCCAGAACAGUUGGACGACGAAAGAUUCUUUUACCAAAAAGAAAAGGAGCACUUUUGCGAAGAGAUGCAGAAUCACAAAACGUGUAAGCGUACGGACGCCGGCUCGACAAGGUCUUUGCAGCAGCAGAAAAGAGAGUUCGAAAAGAUCCAAGAAGCUCUGGAGGAAGAAAACAAGCAACUGAGAGAGGAGCUUGUUGAGAAGAGCGAAACGACGUACAAUCUUUGCAUCAAAUUUCUACGCAUGAAGCAUGCCAAGGAUUCGUUGAGGCAGAAACUCGAUCAACUUCUGAGAGAGCACUUACAGGUGAUGGCCGAAAUGAUGGAAAAACUGGACGAGGCACGGGAAGAGCUGAACAUCAUAGUAUCCGAAAAAUUUCAAGAGCCUGUACAUCUCAGCAAAGCCAAAUUCUUACAGGUUGUUCAAAGAAACAGCCGAUUAGUUCAUGAGAACGCGGCGUUGAAGUUACAGUCUCAUCAGCUCACCCAGAAUAUCGAAAAAAUAAAAAGUGAGGCGCAAAAGACGCGAACGAUAAACGUCGAUGCAAGAACAAUAGAAAAGUUGGCUAUGCAAGGGAAGAGGAGACGGAAGGAAGAGACCGUCAGGUCAUUGUCCACGAAAACGGUAUCCAGGAAGACGGAAAAAUUGGGAACUUCACUUUCGUCUUUGAGUACGUCUUGCGGUGGUCCAUUGGUUGACAGUUCAGGGGAUGCAAAAGCCCCAAUGAAAUACCAGAACAAACGCGCUACAUUUGAUAUUCCGGAAGUGGACGAGCCUCCGGAAAAGCGAGUAGAACGUCGCACCGAACGAACACAGAGCGCACCAGAAAUUGUGCAAACCGUGACCUUUAAGCAGGAUCUUGCUUCUGGCAACGGAUCCGAGUACACCAAUCUUACUCAGCGUAGUGUCGAAGUUCGGGACAUGUAUACGAACACAUGA
Messenger RNA from Neodiprion fabricii, 1173 nucleotides. RefSeq lists its product as uncharacterized. The record is from RefSeq and is a predicted model, not a curated record. The transcript is spliced from 4 exons. Lineage: Eukaryota; Metazoa; Arthropoda; Insecta; Hymenoptera; Diprionidae.